ACAAAAUCAAAUAACCUGCUUUCUUUAAUCAUUCCAUUAUUCAUUAUUCUUCUUCCAUAAAAUAAAAACUAAAAAUAAAAAAUAAAUGGCCUAUAUUCUGCCAAAUCUUUCUCCAACUCUCAUCCAACCAAAAGACAAAUCCUCCUCCGCCACUACUCUUCCACCGCCGCCGCCGUCGCCGUCGUCAGUUUCCACUUCCACUGCUUCAUCUCCGACGAAGCUGGAGCAGCUCCCACUUGUCGGAGUGGUGCAGGUGAACCGAAUAUCAGGUGUGCAGGACAAGAAAAACGACCAAAGAAAUGAUUUUUAUGUCAAUUUAGGUUUAGCUGUCCGAACUCUCCGUGAAGACCUUCCUUUGAUCUUCACCAAAGACCUCAAUUAUGAUAUCUACAGGGAUGAUAUAACAUUUAGGGACCCGUUAAACACAUUCACCGGAAUCGAGAACUACCAAACGAUAUUCUGGGCAUUGAGAUUCCACGGCAGAAUCUUGUUCAAAGAUAUAUCACUCGAAGUACUAAGAGUUUGGCAGCCCUCCGAAAAUAUGAUUCUAAUUAGAUGGAAUCUGAGGGGCGUUCCGCGGGUCCCGUGGGAGGCGAAGGGGCAAUUUCAAGGCACAUCCCGUUAUAAAUUGGAUCGAAAUGGGAAAAUAUAUGAGCAUAAAGUCGAUAAUUUGGCUUUCAAUUUCCCUCAGUCGUUAAAACCUGCAGCUUCUGUAUUGGACUUGGUUGUUGCUUGCCCUGCUACUCCAAACCCUACGUUUAUGUGGGGCCCGGUGGAUUCUCGUUCGAAUUCGUGGGUGGAGUUUUAUAGGGUUGUGACAGAGUCGUUGGAUCGAGAAAAUUUGGUGAUUUCGCAAGAUUGUUUGGCUGCCUGUUCGUAGUUGGAGGUUCGCCGUUUUUUUUUUUUUUUUUUGAUGAUGAUAUACUUUAUACUAUAUAGUGUAAACAUUAUAAUUCAAUUGUUGUUAUGUAAUAGCUUUUGAAGAAUGAUUAAUAAGAUUUCGAGAUGGAAAUUAGUGAUGUAUAUAAAGAUUGAGAAGGAACGAACCGUGUGUACUUGUAUUGCCAAUAGCCAUCUUUUUCGACAGAAUAAUUUAUCUCGUGUUCUCGUUAA
This is a messenger RNA of Erythranthe guttata (spotted monkey flower), 1113 nucleotides long. RefSeq lists its product as uncharacterized. The record is from RefSeq and is a predicted model, not a curated record. NCBI's taxonomy places the organism in Eukaryota, Viridiplantae, Streptophyta, Magnoliopsida, Lamiales, Phrymaceae.